Helobdella robusta is the source of this 2073-nucleotide messenger RNA. RefSeq lists its product as hypothetical. The transcript is spliced from 10 exons. The coding region runs from base 1 to 2073 and encodes 690 amino acids. NCBI's taxonomy places the organism in Eukaryota, Metazoa, Annelida, Clitellata, Rhynchobdellida, Glossiphoniidae. The record is from RefSeq and is a predicted model, not a curated record.
AUGUAUAAGGUGUGUAUAGUCGAAACAGUCCCCCGGAUGUUAAGAAUGUUGAGCCAAGGGGGGACCCUAUAUGCCCGUGUUGGGUCGAACGCCCACCUACAAUGUUCCUUCACUGGUAAUGGUUAUGAUUCGUUCAGAGCCCCAGUUCUGUGGUCCAAACGACAGCUAUCUGAUGACGUCAUCGAAAUUAAUCACAUGAGCCAAAUUCAGUUGCCGUUCUUUCAAAGUGCCAGGUUUUCUAUCAGUUUCACAAAUAACUCGGCCAACACGUACUCAACGGACCUUGCAAUCAGCGAACUGAAGCCCACGGACACUGGCAAUUACACAUGUCAAGUAAAAUGGCCGCGAGAGAAUGUCCUCGUCCACUACGAACUCGUUGUCCUGAGCGGCCCUGACAUCAAAUCUUCUCUUCAAGUACUCCGAACCACUCAGCACAAUUCCGAUAAUGCAGUUUACGAAACGAUAUCUCGAUACCGAUACCGAAACCAGCAUCACAACCAUCACUUUUUAAAUACGAUUCCUUACUUUUAUAGCAACAACAUCAUCAGCAGCAGCAACAACAACAACAAAAACAACAACAAUGAGGUUGAAAGUAUCAGCAUCAACAACAUCAACAGCAAUCACAUGUACAGCCAGCAACACCAUCCUAACGUUAACAAGCAUCGCCAUAGCAACAAGCACGGCAACAAUUUGCAGCAUCAACAACAUCAUCUUCAUCAUCCAUCCUACCCUCACCGCCAACAAAACAACAUCAUCAACAACAACAACAUCAACAACAACAACAACAUCAAAAACGACUUGGUCUUGGCGAUUCGCGAGAAGGACGAAACUACAGUUACGUGCGAAGUCGUCAGCGGCUUCUUGAUACCGGCAAUAUCGAUAUUCGUUAAAAACCGUAACAUCACCGAUCUAUUCGAACGGAAGAUCGUAAGAAACGUCGAGGGCCAAAGGCCGUUUCGCUUGAUCUGGCAUGUGAUCACAAUGACGUCACAUAAAUUGACGUUUCGCUACAGCGAUGACGAUUCCAAUCUCAUCUGCCAGGCAACAAAGAAGCAGCAACAGAAUAAAAAAGCUAUCCUAAUGAACGAGUGUAGUAUCGUUAAUGACGAUGACGACGAAGAUGAAGAAGAAGACGAUGAUGAAGAAGAAGAAGAAGAAGAAGAUGAUGAUGAAGAAGAAGAAGAUGAUGGUGAUGAUGAAGAGGAGGGGAAGGAGGGGGAGGACAAUAAUCGGGGUGUCAUCAAGAGAUGCUCAGUUGACGUGCAUAAAUUUAAGGGUGUUGGGGUCCAUCGGGCCGAGAACCUCGAUGCAUAUUGGCAAGAAUUCCAUCGAGGGGAGGGCAUUCCCAUAUUUUUUCAUUUUCUCACACGCAGGAACCGCUGCAACAAGCACGAAAUGUGGUUAGUUGCGAAAAACAGUUCCCUGCUGUCGCCUGAUCUGACGCUGAUCAUUUUACAUAUUGCCUUAAGAAGAUUAAGGAUGUUGGGGUCCAUCGGGCCGAAAACCUCGAUACAUAUUGGCAAGAAUUCCAUCGACGGGAGGGCGUUCCCAUAUUUUUUCAUUUUCUCGUCCGCUGCCCUGGCCGCGGCCAAACCGCAUUCUUUACUUGUCAGGUUUACGUAUCGUUUGGCGAGGGUGCCAGGGACCGUAACAUCCCACGCCAAUCGUUCGGCGAGGGUGCCAGGGACCGUAACAUCCCACGCCAAACAUCUGCCGGCUCUCCAAGGUAUUAGUGUGCAUCCGUCCGAGCGCCUACCAUCAUGCGCAGAAAUGCCGGAUGGUUCCUUGAGAACCGGGAUUGAAGCCUUGGAGAAGAGCCGACAAAUGUGCUGGAGUCGUAGGCCAUCCAGGCCUCCAGAAGAACCGUUUUUGAACGAUUUAACGGCCCUCAGCACCUCGGUGGAAGAAACGCAACCAGCCGUUGGUGUCAAUGCUGGAAAGACCCGCCUGUCCACCGGAGUUUUUGGGUGGAUGGAACAUAAUUUAUCGAAGGUGGCCGGCGAGCUCUCCGCCAGGCCCUCCAGCGAACAGACAAGUCUGACAGCCGAGGACAGGCGGCUCGAUAAGCAUUAA